CUCUCCUCGAGAACGCCAUCCAUCUCAGAUCGCUCCAAAUCCUAUACUCGCGAGAGCAAUGCAGUAUUCGCAAUACAGAGGGAGAUGCUGAGGGAGAUGCGUAGCAGUCCGGUAGAGCUGUCACUCUGGAUCCCAUCUCCCAGUUACCUCUCUAGCAUCCAACAUAUCCAGACCAUCAGACGUCUCACCCUCUCGGAGCUCAACUUGGAUAACGAAGAGUAUCCAAACGAUGCCGAAGCGUCACAACUCCCAUCGCCCACUGUUUCGAGCCUGACUCUGAAUAGAUGUCGACUCUCGAUGUCCGAGGCAGUCCAAGCUUUCCCCAAUGUGCGAGAGCUGCGCGUGGAGUGUCGAUUCGAUUCGAAUUCGACAAGCAGCGUAUGUUGGCCACAUAUGGACUACGUCGGGGGACCUAUAGAGCUCCUCGAGAAAUGGUCAUUCAAUUGUUACGUGCACCAUCUCUCGAUAACAUCGGCCCUCUACCUCGAUUCAGCCCAUGACGUUACCGUGCUAAACACGCGGACACAUUUAGCUCAUGACGGCCAUCGCUCAAUCACUCCGAUGCUGGACAAACUAGAGCAGCAGGUGCACGUGCUCAUAGAACAUAUACAUUCCCUCCAAUAUGUCUCUAUUCAAUAUACCACAAGCAGAGCACUCGAUGCUGGCUGGUGGAGGAUUGUGCGCUCGGGUGAGGAACGGACUGUGGAACGCAUUUCCCAGUACGAUGCAGAGCAAAUAAGGGCCAAAAUCAAUGCGCGUGAUCUCGACCCCGCCUUGUUCAUUUAA
Molecule: messenger RNA, 786 nt
Organism: Postia placenta MAD-698-R-SB12
Lineage: Eukaryota; Fungi; Basidiomycota; Agaricomycetes; Polyporales; Adustoporiaceae
Exons: 4
Source: RefSeq, a predicted model, not a curated record